Molecule: messenger RNA, 9692 nt
Organism: Camelus dromedarius (Arabian camel)
Lineage: Eukaryota; Metazoa; Chordata; Mammalia; Artiodactyla; Camelidae
Gene: PRMT3
Product: protein arginine methyltransferase 3
Exons: 16
Coding region: 194-1795 (533 amino acids)
Biological process (GO): peptidyl-arginine methylation
Cellular component (GO): nucleus
Molecular function (GO): protein-arginine N-methyltransferase activity
Source: RefSeq, a predicted model, not a curated record
CACUCCCGAGCAGGCGCGCGCGCUCUGGCGUUCCUGGGCGUCCGCGGGAUUCGCCAGGUCUCGGCCUUGCCGCGCGCUCGUGCUCACGCUCGUUCCCGGGUUCCCGAGCCCGGAGAGCUCGGGGGCGGCUGCGCGCGCACUGCACAGCCGGGUCCCCGCCCCCAGGCGCAGCGGGCUCCCAGGCACCGGAGCCAUGUGCUCGUUAGCGUCCGGCGCUACCGGCGGCCGGGGCGCUGUGGAGGAGGAGGAGGAGGAGGACCUGCCAGAACUGUCAGACAGCGGUGACGAGGCCGCCUGGGAGGAUGAGGACGAUGCCGAUCUCCCCCACGACAAGCAGCAGACCCCCUGCCUGUUCUGUGACAGGUUAUUUACCUCUGCUGAAGAAACGUUUUCACACUGUAAGUCUGAGCAUCAAUUUAAUAUUGAUAACAUGGUUCAUAAACAUGGACUUGAAUUUUAUGGAUACAUUAAACUAAUAAAUUUUAUUAGACUUAAGAAUCCUACAGUUGAGUAUAUGAAUUCCAUAUACAACCCAGUGCCUUGGGAGAAAGAUGAGUAUUUGAAGCCAGUACUAGAAGAUGACCUUUUACUUCAAUUUGAUGUAGAAGAUCUUUAUGAACCGGUGUCAGUCCCAUUCUCAUACCCCAAUGGGCUCAGUGAAAAUACAUCCGUCGUAGAAAAAUUGAAACAUAUGGAAGCCAGGGCACUGUCUGCUGAAGCUGCAUUAGCUGGAGCACGUGAAGAUCUGCAGAGAAUGAAACAAUUUGCUCAGGAUUUUGUGAUGAACGCGGAUGUCAGAACCUGCUCGUCAUCGACGGCUACCAUUGCAGACCUCCAGGAGGAUGAGGAUGGUGUUUACUUCAGCUCUUACGGGCAUUAUGGGAUACACGAAGAGAUGCUGAAGGACAAAGUACGAACAGAAAGUUACCGCGAUUUUAUAUACCAGAAUCCACAUAUCUUCAAAGACAAGGUGGUGUUGGACGUUGGUUGCGGAACUGGAAUUCUCUCUAUGUUUGCUGCUAAAGCCGGGGCAAAGAAGGUUCUUGGAGUUGAUCAGUCUGAAAUACUUUACCAGGCAAUGGAUAUCAUAAGACUAAAUAAACUUGAAGAUAGUAUUAUACUAAUUAAAGGAAAAAUUGAAGAAGUUCGUCUUCCUGUAGAAAAAGUGGAUGUUAUUAUAUCUGAGUGGAUGGGCUAUUUUCUUCUUUUUGAGUCUAUGUUAGAUUCUGUCCUUUAUGCAAAGAACAAAUACUUGGCAAAAGGAGGAUCGGUCUACCCUGACAUUUGCACUAUCAGCCUUGUGGCAGUAAGUGAUGUGAAUAAACAUGCUGAUAGAAUUGCCUUUUGGGAUGAUGUCUAUGGCUUCAACAUGUCCUGCAUGAAGAAGGCAGUUAUUCCAGAAGCUAUUGUGGAAGUGUUAGAUCCAAAGACUCUUAUCUCAGACCCCUGCAGUAUUAAGCGUAUAGAUUGCCAUACAACUUCUGUCUCGGAUUUGGAGUUUUCUUCAGAUUUUACCCUAAAAAUCACAAAGACAUCACUAUGCACGGCAAUUGCUGGCUACUUUGAUAUAUAUUUUGAGAAGAAUUGCCACAAAAGGGUCGUAUUCUCUACGGGCCCCCAGAGUACCAAAACACACUGGAAACAAACAAUAUUUCUUUUGGAAAAACCAUUUUCAGUUAAAGCAGGUGAAGCCUUGAAAGGAAAGAUCACAGUGUACAAGAAUAAGAAAGAUCCACGCUCUCUCAUUGUGACACUCACACUGAAUAACUCAACUCAGACUUAUGGUCUCCAGUAAAAUGGCCACAAAAGCACAACUAAUUUGCAGUUUUUAUUGUGGAGGAGGGAUGAGUAUGGGGUGGGUGGAGGGGUUUUAUGGGAGCACCUGGAUGACGGAUCCUUUGAAGCCAGAGAAGCGUGGUAGGUAGGAAUCUGAUAGAAUUCAGCUCCACCUGCAUAAUCACAUUCCUGGAAGUCUGGUCAGUGAGAUUCAACCAAAUGUAACCCCUCUGUUAAGUUUACCUUGAAAAUCAUUUAAAUUGGCCUAAGUUUGGAAUAGAGACAGUCUUUUAUUGUUUUUAAUAAGUUUCUUACUAUAAAUUUUAAAUACAAGUAAUUAGUUAUUUGGAUAGUUUUACUAAACUAGUACCUGUACACAAGGUAUUAACAUAUUUUAUUACAGAUUUCCCUUCUGAAGAGUAGUUUUAAUUGUAUCUGCUAGAAUAUCAGGAUAUGAUACAUUAAAAGAGCAAGCGUAAGGGAUUCGAAUGUGGAAGAGGGACCACACAGGUCACAUCUGCAGACAGCUUGGCUGAUUGUCCUGUAGUUCUGCUCUCACUUUAUAGCUGCUUCUCUCUUUGCAGAUAUUCUUUAGCAUCUAAUUUUCUAGUGUCGCCCAGGAAAUGUAGUUUCAAUACAUUUACCCUAGGUUUCAUACCAGUUUUUAAAGUUUGGGAUAAAUGUGUACUUAUUUAAUAAUACCUUUUUCAAACUAGAUUUGUAUGCAGAGUUAAAACAUGCAACUGUUAAUAUACUUAUAUCACUGUAUACAAUUGUCACUUACAGUGAUUGACUCAGUUUGAAACACAGAACAGAAAACAUCCAAUAAAAUGUGUACAGCAGCUAUUAGCAUUAUAAAAUGAUUUCAACAUAUUAAAGCCUUUUAAUAAAGUCAGAAGCAUUUUUUUUUAAAGUCUUAACAAAGGAAUCAUUUUUAAGAUCACAGGGAUUUGGAGGGGGAUGAAUAUAGCUCAGUGGUAGAGUGCAUGCUGAGCAUGUGCGAGGUCCUGGACUCAAUCCCCAGGACCUCCAUAAAAAAAAAAAAAGAUAACAGGGAUUUUAAGAAGUGGGUCACAUGCUUCUUUUCAGUUCAACAGCUGAUUCUUUUUCAAAACAAGACAUACACAGGCAGCAUAGCAAAGCGUUGAGAAGCGUGAGCUAUGGGAUCAGUUCGAGUCUUGGCUGCAGUUCUUACCUGCGUUUGUCUCAGUCAGGUCCCUUAACUUCUUUCUCUCUCUCUCGUGAAUAUGCCAUUUCACGCACUAAUACAUUUCAACUACGUAGAUCAGUGUCUGGCUCAGAGACAACAGUACAUGUUAGGUGAUAUUAUCAUCAUCAUCAUCAUACAGUGAGGGACGCCUCCUAAGGAUGCAUCUGCAUUAGAUCAGUUUGAGAUUGUCAACCUCAUCAGGUGCUACCCUCAUACAUGAGUGAGUGGGAAAAUUACAGCAGAAAUUAACAUUUAAUACAGCAAAAACUAUCAAAAAGAAAGUCUUCAGGUCUUUAUUAGACAACUGGACUUCUAGCAAUAGGAAGAAUAACCCCUUCAAAGGUGGUACCUCAGACCUCAGUCUAAGUCUUCCUGUUUCUGUUGGGCUAAACUAGCCGGCUUGUUUUCACCAUGAUUUGAAUUCAGACCAUUGCUGGAAAUGUGUAGUGCUGAUAAUAUAGCUCCGAGUGCUUUAAACUUUUGUCUGGAAUGGUUUCAUGUAUACAUUUGAGUAGGGUGUGGUGAUAAAAAUAAGCCCUUAAGAAGAUUUAAUGAAUUUUCAAAGUAAACAAAAACCAGCUAAGUGCUUUUCAAAAAUGAUUUUUCUUUAAAAUUCUUGUUUGAUUUUCAGGAUAUUUUCACCCAGUGGCUCUUUGGAUUUUCUUCUCCUGGUUGUAACUAGCCCAACCAUUGUUAGUGGCUCUCUGUUCUUUUCAGUUAGCCUCCCAGGCUGGAACAUUCUAGUUUGUGCACCUAAACAUUUUAUGGAAUGUGAGAAUCCAAAUGUUAGCUCUUUGAUUGGAAUUUCGGCCGUUAAACUGCUGCGGAAAAUAAGUCCUUCAAAGCCCUUGACAGUGAUAAAUGCAAUGUUCUUUUGUGCUGUGGCAGAUGGGUGUUUAUGGAUAGCAAUUUGCUCUGUCCCAAGGAUUUUAUUUCUAUAAGAAAAUAUAUUUCUCUCCUAUUUUCCUUUGUGAAAACUAACAUUUUAAUGCUGUACUUUGUGAAGUUCAUCCAAGUAUGAUGGUCAUCCCUGUUUGGUCGAGCAGUAUUUUCUAAACAGAGCAUUUUGGAAGGAGUGUUCUAAGAACACAGAACUGAGAGUGUACAGUAUUGCACAGACAAGGUGGUCCAAUAAGUAGCCCCAGCUGCUAGGAACCCACUUUGAAAUGAAUCAGGGAGCAGUCGUGUAACUUUGAAACAACUCCUGUUUGGGGAGGAAGGCAGGUAAUUUUGUCCUACAGAGUUACUUGCUUUCUUAUCACUUACUCUAGAUUAACCCAUCUGGUCCACCUGUGUCUUUCAGCAUUCUCUCUCUCUCUCGCUUCUUAAAAUGGAAGAUUUAAAAUAUGUUGUGCAUAGUCACCCAUUUGAGAUCCGUCUGCUAAUCUCAUCAGUCAGGCUAUCAGGUGGAGGAAAUAGGGUGGCGGUACUGCUGAGAGCUUUCAACAGGAAAAAUUAAAACAGGCUGAGACACCACUUAGCGUGUGCUGGCCAUUUAAUGAGCUGCUGGGCCGUAAUAGGCCCCAAACUUCCAGGUAUUCAGAUUUUUCUGUGUAGCAAGUAUCUCACAAAUAUUUAUCCAGUAUGCAGUACUGCCAUGGAGUUUCGAUCCCUUAUGAAAGGCAAGGUAUGUUUGAUAGCUGAAGCCAAAUAUUGCCUAUUACAGAGUUAGUGAACUGCAGCCUGGGGCCAAAUCCACCUCAUUGCUCAUUUUGUAAAUAAAAUCGUAUUGAAGCAGAGAUGGGUGAUACUAUAGGUUAAUACUUUUUCAUAUGACUCACUAAAUGGCCAUGGUGGAGAAGAUACACAACAGAACGCUAGGUUAUAAGGAUGGUUUCUUAAAACGUGCAGCUAAGCAGCUGGAGGUACUCCACUUACGCAGACCUAGAGGUUGAGCGAGACUUACCCUAAAUUUCUUUUAAAAUUUUGGUAUUAACAUUCAUGAAGCUGAUUCCAGUGUGACUGAAACUUUACAGCUGAUUAUCAGCUUCAUUUAGGAAGUUUUAAUAAGACCAGAGAAAUGGGCAAACAACUCUUCAAAGUUAGAGAUGGUUGAACUCCACCCACAAGCUACAAGCCAACUCAGCUAAUGACUUCUAAAAAAUGAAUGAGUCUUAAAAAAAGGAUUUAUGUGAAAUUCACCUAACUUACGGGUUUUUAAGAAGACUCGGCCCAAAACGAACUGCCCACGUUAGGAGACAUUUGAAGAAAUCGAUUUAUAUCAACACUUGUCAGUGUGCUUGAGGCUCCUCGAUGCCUUCUUUGCUUGGUUUUAGCUUAGAAUGCAGUGUUCCUGUUGUACUCAAGCACUAGACACUGUGGAAGGCAUGUGAAGUCCCUGCCCAGAUGGCAAAGCCGUACUGCUUUGGAGGCUACGUAUUUUUAAUGAUUUUGUGUCUAUCUUCUUGCCACAAAGUUAGGGCAAAGUUUUCCAAGCAGAAUGAUGAGUCAGUAAAGUACUUUUUAAAAGUCUUAGUAAUCCACUUGUCUUUUCUAAUAAAGUUUUGGGAGAAAAGAAAAGCUUUCAAAAGAAGCAGUUUUUGUAUAUUGCCUCAACAUCUUGGCUGAUGUGGUACAGUAAGCAUUCAUUUACACCUAGACUAUAGCUAAAUAUAUAUAUAUAAAUUGUCUGUCACUGGGUUAUUUAAAAUGAAGGUAAUUGACAGUCUAACAAAGACAGAAGAUAGUCUAACAAAUAGUAAAAGAGGCUGAAAUUUAAAUUCUAUUCACUCUAUGGAAUAUAAUACAUUCAGUAAAAAUUAUUAUGAAGUUCUCAUGGCAACAUAGAAAAGCUCUUAUGAAAAUGUUAGCUAAAAGAAGCAAGAUAACUGGAGGUACACUAUUUAUAAGAUAAAGCCCACAUUUGCUAGGAUUUUGAAAGAAGAGACAAAAAUUAAUUUGUUGGGGUGAUUGGAUUGAGUGACUUCUUCCUCUAAUAGGUGUACUUUCUGUAAUGUUAUGUAACUUCAGUGAGCUUUUAAAAACCACCUUCCCUCUCAUCCUACCUCCUCAUCUCCCCACCCUCUCAUUCCUUGAAGAUUUUGACUCCGAACUCACUGCCCCACAGUGCUCCUGCUUAACCAGUGAGUCGAGUGUCUCAUGUGGAUCAUCCUUCAUACCCUGACCUUCCGGCUCAGUGACCUCAUCCAGUGAUCUUGCUCUCCCCCUUAUCUCAGCCCCUCACUCCUCUGGUCAUCCUCUAGAACUCACCAGAACCCUGAACUCAAGUUCCUGCUUACAUCUCAAUAUUAAGUAUCAUUUUGACUACCUACCUUUUCAGCUCACUUUUUAGUAUCCCCAUUCAAUCAGCAAUCCUUCAGCUCCAUCAUGGCCAAAGUCCACUGACACAUACCACAUAUUCACUGUCUCUCACCUCUUCAUGUUUACACCGCCUGACUUGCCCAGCUUAAAACCCACAGUCCAUCGUUAUAAACACUCCCUUUCACGUAGCUGCAGCUUCCUUGACUCUCUUUCACUUUUCUGUACUCAUGGCUAAAUCACAAUCCAGUUUCAAAUCCAAAUCCAUGACUGCACCUGUGCAGCUCAGUGUGGCUGGAGGAAAACACUCACCAGUGCUGAUUGCUUUAGGCUUAAGUCUGUGACCACUAAUCUCAAGUGUCCAGAAGUCAUUCCUUAUUUCCCUGGUCCACUUAUCUCCUACUCUUCUCAGUGGCUACUUUCUACCUUCUCUCUUCCAACCUCCAGAACCUCCUCCCUCAUUCUUUCAGCAGAAGUCCUUGUUUCCUAUUUUACCAAGAAAAUAGAGCCUAUCUGAGGAGAAGUUCCACCGGUUUCCACACCGCACUCCCCAACCAACCUUGAUCUCUUCCCAUGUACUGCCUUCCCCUCAGAGAACUUCUGCAACUUCUGGCCCAGGGCGGCCCCUCUCCCUGUGUCCCCCACCCCACUUACUCAGUUGUUUAGACACUGCUUUUUGUCUCCCCUGUGUCCUCAGGUCUUCUCUCUACUGCUCUGUGAUCAACAUACAGAUAGGCUAUUGCUUCUCCUAUGUUAAAAAAAAAAAAAAAACCCUUUCAACUCCUUCCUGCUGUUGUCACAUUUUAAGCUUUCCCUUUGCGUUGAGACCACUCAAGAAGAGUUGUCUUUGUCGCUAUUUUCUCUCUUCCCCUUAUUUUUUAAACAACUGUAUUGAGGUCUAAUUUAUAAACAACAAAAUGCACACAUUUUAAGUGCACAGUAUAAUGAGCUUUGACAAAUGUAUGCAUAUAAUUAGCACCCAUAUUAAUAUUUAGAACGUUUUCUUCAUAGCAAAAAGUUUUCUUGCUCCUCUUGCAGUUAAAACUGGUCCCCACUCCCCUCCCCAGGUAAACACUAAUCUGAUUUCUAGCAAUAUAAAUUUGUUUUGCCUAUUUUAGAACAUCAUAUAAAUGGAAUCGUGUAGUAUAUAGUCCUUCAUUUCCAGCUUCUUUCAGCACAAUGUUUUUUGAGAUUCAUCCGUACUGAUGUGUGUCAGUAGUCCAUUUUAGUCCAUUUCUUUUUAUUGCUAGAUAUUAUUCCACAUUAUAAAUGGGAUUCUACUCAUUUGUUUAUCCACUCACCUGUUGGCGAACAUUUGGAUUAUUUCCAGGUUGUGGCUGUUAGGAAUAAAGUUGCUGUGUACAUUUGUGUACAAGUCUUUCUUAAGCCCCCUCUCAGCAGGACUUUUGCCUCCAACACUCCAUUGAAACUAUGCUUUUUAAGGUCACCAGUGAACUGCAUGUUGCUAAUUCCAAUGACGAAUUGUCAGCUCUCAGUUUUCUUGCUCUGCCAGUGGUGUUCAGUGUUGAUGAUCACUCUUCUAGAAACACUUUCCUCACUUUCCUCCUUUCUCUGCGGCAACUCUGCUGUUUCCUUUGUUGGUUUUUUCUCAACCGUUCACCUACAUGUUGGCACCUUAGUCCUGGGACCUUGUUUCUGUCCAUCUUCCAUCCCAUGGCGAUUUCAUCCUGUUUUAUGAUUUUAAAUAUGAAGACUCUGAUGAAUCCUAAAUGUUUACCUCCAGCCAUCUUUCUUCCACGGCAGCCUAUAUCCAACUGGCUUACGUGACAUCUCUACUUAGAUGUCUCCUGGGCAUCUCAAAAUUAACAUUCAAAACAAUUUCUGAUCGUCCCAUAACCUGGUUCCUGCUAUCUUCCUCCAUUCACUAAUGGAACUUCAUCUUUCUGUAGCUCAGGCCAGAAAACUUAGUCAUAAUCCUUGACCUCUUUCUUUCAUGCCACAUCCAAGCUGGCCAGCAAAUCUUAUAGAAUCUACCUUCAAAAUAAAUACAGAACCAAAAGAGUUCUCACUCCUUUCAUUACUGCCACGCUGGUCCAAACCACCAUCUUUCACUAAGAUCACUAGUUCUUAAAAUGUGGAUGCAAAAAAAAAAAAAAACCAUUUCCAGAAAGUCCAGAAGAUCAAACCUUUUUGUAAUAGUACUAAGCCAUUGUUUGCCUUUUUCACUGUAAUGACAUUUAUACUGAUAGUGCAAAAGCAAUUGUGGGUAAAAUAGCACAGAUCAAGGCACCAAACUACACUACUAGUCCUUGUGUUCUUCAUUGCCUGGUAAUUUCUUUAAAAUGUCCUUGAUGAAGCUGUAAAGAAAUACUAAUUUCAUUAAAUCUUGACCCUUGAGUACAUGUCUUUUUUGAUACUAUGUAUGAUACUGAUAAAGCACUGUUGUUGCAUGCUGCAGUAACAGUAUUUGUCUCCAGGAAAAGCACUUGAGUGAUUGUGAGCUGAAUUGGCCACUUUUUUCAUGGAUCAUCAUUUGUACCUGAAGUAAUGACUAAGAGACUAUGGCAGACAUUGUCCUGCAAAAGGAAAAAAAAAAUGAACUUAUCAGUUCAAACUGAUAGAUUUUGUUGGUCACGAUAAAUUUCAAGUUUUCAAGCUGAAAUUAGAGUUUUGGAAAACAUGUACCCACCACCAUGAGCUUGAGGGCUUCCCAGUUCUUAAAGACUGAGGUUAGUGGUGUAGGGGAGGAAAAAAAACUUUUUCCACUACCCUCUUAACUUCUAGACGGAGACCUCUGUAACAAAACAGAUUAACAAGAGAAAAGCAUCCAAAUUUGUUUGCUAUGUUUCACAUGACACAUGAGCCUUCAAAAGGAAAUAAACGAAGACCUGAAGAAACAGUUGAACUUGAACGUUUUAUGUUUUGAUGAAGAGUGGAAAAGAUGUGGGACGAUGUGACAGGAUACAGGGGGCAAAAUAGAAAAAAAGGAAAGAAAAAAAUUUUCCUUCACAUGUCAUUUCUCAGACUUUGAGCUUGGAAUAUUCACUAUGCCAAGGUGCCAUAUUUUCGGGUAGCAUGUCCUGAACCUGGUCAGUGGUAUACCUGAUCUGUGAUACUGUAUAGAAAAUGUGUCAACAUUUGGAAGAUCUGUGUAAUUCAGUGAAUAUUUCUGUCCCUCCUCCUCCACCACCAGAUGCAUCAUGUUAACAAAUACCCAUUCAAAGGGCAAGAUAAGCCAUUCAUCAUAUUUGAAUUUAGUCUGAAGAAGACUAUCUUUAUGAAGCCAUAUUUUUUCUUCAGACACCUCAACUCAAACAGCGUAUCAUAACAGACUGAAUGCAGAAGCCGCUAUGAUAAUCCAGCUGUGUUCAUCCAAACCAAAUAAUAGAUAUUUGUAAAAAUGCUAAACAUCACCACUCCUCUCACUAAAAAUUUUGUUUUUAAAAAUAUAGUUCUUUUCAUUAAAAAAAUGUUACUUCUGUAAACA